AAUUGGAAAAGAUGCUGCAUUGACUUAUUUGGUGCAAGAAUGCGUAUGUGUAGUACGAUAAACAAACCAGAUUAGGUUAAUUAUUAUUCAUAUCAUGUCCAAAAUCUACGAAACCACUUUUUUUCGUCGCUCUACCUCUCUUUCGCAUUAAACGGCAAACCACCAUUCCGCAUCACCAACACACAAGAGUACAAGUCACACUGAGUUACACACGAAAUGGAGAAAAAUCAAAAAGCAAAAACCCGUAAACGGAAACCGAAAAGCGGGCGUCCACCACCACCACCGCGCACUCCCACCGCAUCCCCAGAGCAGCCGUUUAUAAUUCCCAAAAUUCCAGAGAAAUUGAUGUUUAGCGAAGAAAUGGUUCCGUCCACACAUAAGCACUGGAUGGACCACGUCCACAAAGCGAAACGACGACAAAGGUGUUGGCUGCAUUGCCAAAAAAAGGGGGAAAAAGAACUUAAGAGGUGGGAAGAAGAAUAUGGAAGGAAUUUGACCAAGCGUCGUAACGACGCCCUCCUCCAUAAGAGAAGAGAAUCAAAAUUUAAGAGGCGAGAACGAGAAUAUCAAAGGAAGUUGAUAAAGCAUCGUUACGACGCGCUUCACGCACUUCUCAACAAAAUAAGAGAAACAAAGAAUAUCAAAUAUUAAUUUGCUGAAUAAAUUACAGUUGCAAGAUUA
Folsomia candida is the source of this 681-nucleotide messenger RNA. RefSeq lists its product as uncharacterized. NCBI's taxonomy places the organism in Eukaryota, Metazoa, Arthropoda, Collembola, Entomobryomorpha, Isotomidae. The transcript is spliced from 2 exons. The record is from RefSeq and is a predicted model, not a curated record. The coding region runs from base 217 to 651 and encodes 144 amino acids.